CAACAAAUAAACUCAUCACAUUCUAAUUCCGAUAUGUUUGUCGAGCUACAUCUACACACAGUGAAUUGGAGUUUAUUUGUUACGCUCUAGUGAUUUUUCACAAUUCACGCAGAGCUUUACACAAUAAAACCAACGCAUUAAUAUCCUGUGUCAAAUUAUACAUAGGUACACACUUCUAUGCCUACAUUUAUUUACAGCAAAAUAUAUUGUAACCUAUGGCCAGUAUGUGUCCAUGCACGAACACUAUUAGUUACAACACCAAUGUACGAACACGAUGCAGAUUAAUAAUACACUGUCUACACAGUAUACCAACAAGCAACAUACCUACUAUAAUACAAAUAUCUGACAAAUCAAAGUUAAUUUAGCAGAGUUAAACAAUUUAUAUUCAUUAGUCUUUAGUUAAAAGUUUCAACCACAAUUUCAAUAGACUUUUUAUUGUAAAAGAUGUUUAAAAAAACAUGCUGACUUCGCAAGUUAAUUUGUCAACUACAAAAAACGGCGCACAGGAUAGAACAAUUUUUAAACAAACAUUUAAAUUCGCUAGAACUAUUUACAAGCAAAAAAUUACACCGGACGGAUUUUUGAUACGAGACUGCGGUUGUGUCAUGAGAUUCUUACCAAGUCCGGAUUAUAAUUUAAAUAAGACUAAAUCGCAUUCAACAAACGUCAAAAUCUUGAAGAAUAUCAGAAAUCCUGGUAAAAGUAAAGAACAAACUAGAAUUUUGGACAGAAAAGACAUGAAAAAACCACAUAGUAUCCAGCAGGCAUCAUCAUUUCAAUCGACUUUUUGGAUGGAACCUAGAGCAGUUCCAGUAAAAUAUACAUCCACUGUAAAUAUAUGUCUUGAUUCACCAAUAAAACGUUUUAUGGAGAGAAUUGAUUUACAGAUGAAGUUAGUACCUUGUCAAUAUGUGGAACAAGUUGGAUCCAUAGCACGUUUUAAGACCUCAAUCGAAACACAAAUCAAUUCUGAAUGCACAAUCCAAUUAGAUUCUAACUAAAGGAGAAAAAUAUACAUAAUUAACAUAUAUUUUUAUUUAUUAACAUUAAUAAACAUGAACAAUAAUUAGUGUUUUAUUUGGAACUUAUGUU
Adelges cooleyi (spruce gall adelgid) is the source of this 1092-nucleotide messenger RNA. RefSeq lists its product as uncharacterized. The transcript is spliced from 6 exons. The coding region runs from base 459 to 1001 and encodes 180 amino acids. The record is from RefSeq and is a predicted model, not a curated record. NCBI's taxonomy places the organism in Eukaryota, Metazoa, Arthropoda, Insecta, Hemiptera, Adelgidae.